AUGGUCAAUUCAACGACCUCCACACAUUCAUCAUCGGAGGAGGUUGAAAGGAAACAGCAACAGCAACACUCAAGGACUCCGAUGGAUGAGAGAGUAGAUUCAAUGAUAGAUUCAUCAACAACAAUUACCAAUCAUGAUAAUACUAAUAAUAAUAAUAACAAUCAAGAUCAUUUUGAAGAAACCGAUGAUGGCUCGCCGUCGCCCACCUACAUCUAUUACCUCCCAUCUCAUCAAGCCAAUCCUAAUCAUCGGCAUCAUCAUGGAAUUUAUUUUCAACCUCAUCAUCAUCAUCAUUCCGAAUUUACCAUGAUGAAUCAUUCCCAAUCUCAUCAUCAUCCACCAUAUCCUCAUCAUCAUGCUCAACAUUUCCAACCACCACCUCAUUCCCAAUUUUUGUAUUUUCAAACACCAUCCUCUCUCCCUCAUGGUCAAGUAUAUCAUCAUCAUCAUGGAGCGGAUGCUUCUCAACAACCAAAUUCUUCCUCCAAAGAAAAUGCAUCAAGUAGUAGUAUUGAAAAAUCUUCCGCUUUAAUAGAGACCAGUUUUGAUCGAGAGCUCAUUGCUCAACAACAACAACAGCAACAACAACAUUCAAAUUCCUCCAUAUCACCAUUACCUCACCAUUCCUCCCAACAUCAUGCAAUUUCAACCAAUCAUCACCCUCACCUCCAUGACACUCAUCCCCGAUCCAAUCACAAAUUUCAAGAGUUAUAUAUUGAUGAAUAUUCAUUGCCUCAUUACGUACAACAAAAUCCAUGUGAUCGAAUUAAGGUUGUGAAUGAGAGUCAAUUUCUUGACCCAAAAUUGUGGAUCAUACCCAAUCAUUCCGUAUUUUGUGAACCAAUAUUUACUGUCUUGAUGAAUAUUACAUUGUUUGGACUUGGCCAUAUUCUCAUGGGUCAGGAUCGAAAAGGGGUUGCCUACUUGCUUGUGAGUUUGGUUAUGGCUUUCAUGUGUUGUUUGGGUUUUGGAUUUUUGGCCCUCCCUAUCUUUAUUUAUUGGCAUAUCAUGAUCCUUGUGGAUGGAUACAAGAUGGCCACCAGACUGAAAAAAGGCUUUCCAAUCCAUCAGGGAGAAUGCAGCAAUGGUUGGGCCACCAAAUUUGCUGGCUUAUUUGUUGGAUAUGAUGUCACACUCUUUGACCAUACCAAUCCAAGACAUUGCACUCAAGAAUGGUUAGACAUGAUUAAUAGUUUGAAUACGAUAUAA
Naegleria lovaniensis is the source of this 1209-nucleotide messenger RNA. RefSeq lists its product as uncharacterized. The transcript has a single exon. The record is from RefSeq and is a predicted model, not a curated record. Lineage: Eukaryota; Heterolobosea; Eutetramitea; Acrasida; Naegleriidae. Bases 1 to 1209 code for a protein of 402 amino acids.